Molecule: messenger RNA, 1455 nt
Organism: Scomber japonicus (chub mackerel)
Lineage: Eukaryota; Metazoa; Chordata; Actinopteri; Scombriformes; Scombridae
Product: collagen alpha-1(XII) chain-like
Exons: 11
Coding region: 1-1455 (484 amino acids)
Source: RefSeq, a predicted model, not a curated record
AUGGGGAUGGGCAUGUCCAACUGCAAGGCUGACAUCGUGAUGUUGGUCCAAGGAUCUUACAGGAUUUCCAAUCAACAAUUCAGCAUGGUGAAGUCCUUUCUAAGUAAAAUAGUCAACAACUUCGACAUCGGCCCUGACAAAGUCCAGAUCGGUCUGGUUCAGUAUAGUAGGGACCCAAGGACCGAGUGGGAGCUGAACACCCAUCAGACUAAACGAUCCCUGCUGAAGGCCAUAAACAGAGUACAAAAAUUAACUGGAGGAAAGGCUCUGCAGCACGUCCUCAGUAACAACUUUAAACCCGAUGUGGGAAUGCGUGCAGACUCACCAAAAAUCGUUCUCCUGAUUACUGAUGGAGCAUCUCAGGACGAUGUAUUCUUUGCAUCACAGUACCUGAGAGACAGCGGCAUUGAGAUCCACGCUAUUGGUGUUAUGGGUGCUGAGGAUUCAGACCUGUUAGUAAUCACAGCAGAUCCUGCACAUGUGUACCUGGUCUAUGACUUCAAUGCCCUCCACGACAUUGUGAAUGGCCUCACAAUAAACAUCUGUGCCGACAGCAGCUUAGUCAUCCUAGAUGUACCUGGAACGCUGGACCGGGCACACCGCCUUGCCUCCCGACCAGGCCUCGGUGUGAGGCCUGGUCGGGAGGCAUCACUUCAGGGUUCUCUGUGUGACAGCAAGGCUGACAUCGUGAUGUUGGUCGAAGGAUCUUGGAGCAUUGGUUCACACAUCUUUUACACCUUGAGGUCCUUUCUCAGCAAAAUAAUCAGGAACUUCGACAUCGGCCCUGACAAAGUCCAGAUCGGUCUGGUUCAGUAUAGUAGGGACCCAAGGACCGAGUGGGAGCUGAACACCCAUCAGACUAAACGAUCCCUGCUGAAGGCCAUAAACAGAGUACAAAAAUUAACUGGAGGAAAGGCUCUGCAGCACGUCCUCAGUAACAACUUUAAACCCAAUGAGGGAAUGCGUGCAGACUCACAAAAAAUCGUUCUCCUGAUUACUGAUGGAAGAUCCACGGACGAUGUAUCCCUUGCAUCACAGUACCUGAGAGACAGCGGCAUUGAGAUCUACGCUAUUGGUAUUGGUGUUCAGGGUGCUAAGCUGUCACAGCUGUUGGAAAUCACAGCAGAUCCUGCACAUGCGUACAUGGUCAGGAACUUCGGUGCCCUCCACAACAUUGUGAAUGACGUCACCAUAAACAUUUGUGCCAACAGCAGCUUAGAUCACCUCGAGGAUCCUCCACAGUUAUCACAGGAGCCUGGCGCACAUCAUGUGGAGAUCUUAAAGCAGUCAUCAGUAAAAGAAACUCCCACCUACUCUGAUCUAGCUUCACCAUUGCUCACACUGCUGCUGGCAAAGCUUGCCUCCACCGGUCUGGUUCAGGGUCCCAUCAUGUCUCUAGGGUCAAUCUGCAAGUCAUGUUUUUCUUUCGGCCCACUCUGCAGGCAUUUACAAUAA